AACAUUUUCGUCCUCUCGCAUCUCACCUUCUUCUCUAUCAUGGGAACACUGGCUCGCCUGGGCCUCCAGGGGCUCACAAAUUAUCCGUUGGCUCCAGUUGGAUUCGAUACCAUCUGGCCCAACUUUGCCGGGACGCUGAUUCUCGGACUGUUGUCCGAAGCGGCAGAGCUACUUCACCACCCAAAGAGUGCCAGGAGUAUAGCCAGGCCGCCGUUUCCAGAAAUGUCGCCCGUCAACCACGCGUCUGAUAGCGAAAGGUCGACAGAGUCCGGCGAGACCAAACGAGCACAGCCAGAGCCCUCGAUCCCUAUUCCGCUUCACAUUGGCCUGGCCACAGGCUUCUGCGGCUCUGUCACGACUUUUUCCUCGUUCAUGCGAGACAGCUUGCUGGCCAUCGUCGGCGGGGCCACCGUGACGCCUACAACGCCAUCGCCUGGUCAAGACUUCAUGUCUCUGGUCAGCGUCCUCAUCGUCACUCUUGCCGUGUGCAUGGCGGGUCUCAAGGCUGGAGCACAUGUAGCCAUCUUUCUGAAGAGCUUCGAUAAAAAGAUCCCCAGGCGGGUGGUGCGCAGGAUCGACUACAUUGUUGUCGUCCUUGCCAUCGGCUGCUGGGUUGGUGCCAUCAUCAUGGCCAUUCUACCACCCGACCGUCCUUCUGGGCCCGUCGGCCACAAGAUGUCUUGGGCGCAAGAGACCUGGCGCGGGGAGGCGGUCUUCGCCGUCGUCUUCGCCCCGCUGGGCUGUCUCCUGCGGUUUCUGCUGAGCACCAAGCUGAACCUCCGCAGCGUAGGGUUCCCACUCGGGACAUUCUUCGCCAACUCGCUCGGCACCCUCGUGCUGGCGGUGACCUGGGACCUCCAGCGGCUGCCGGCCCAGUGGGCAUCGACGUGGAUUGGGGGCAACUUGGUGUCGUGCCAGGUCUUGCAAGGGAUUGAUGAUGGCUUCUGCGGCUGCUUGACCACGAUCAGCACUUGGAUUCUGGAACUGAACGGGCUUCGGAGGGCGCACGCGUACACGUAUGGGUGUGUCACUCUGGGGACGGGGCUUGCCAUUGUGGUGGUGGUGAUGGGAUCGAUGAAAUGGGCAGAUGGGAUAGAACAGCCAGUCUGCACG
Cryphonectria parasitica EP155 is the source of this 1113-nucleotide messenger RNA. RefSeq lists its product as uncharacterized. The record is from RefSeq and is a predicted model, not a curated record. The transcript has a single exon. Gene Ontology annotation, biological process: fluoride transmembrane transport. The annotation marks the transcript as partial. Lineage: Eukaryota; Fungi; Ascomycota; Sordariomycetes; Diaporthales; Cryphonectriaceae. Gene Ontology annotation, cellular component: membrane. Gene Ontology annotation, molecular function: fluoride transmembrane transporter activity.